Polyodon spathula (Mississippi paddlefish) is the source of this 2976-nucleotide messenger RNA. It is a transcript of the gene trub1, whose product is annotated as TruB pseudouridine (psi) synthase family member 1. NCBI's taxonomy places the organism in Eukaryota, Metazoa, Chordata, Actinopteri, Acipenseriformes, Polyodontidae. Bases 30 to 899 code for a protein of 289 amino acids. Gene Ontology annotation, cellular component: mitochondrion. The record is from RefSeq and is a predicted model, not a curated record. The transcript is spliced from 8 exons. Gene Ontology annotation, biological process: tRNA modification; mRNA pseudouridine synthesis. Gene Ontology annotation, molecular function: pseudouridine synthase activity; RNA binding.
CCCGAAACUCAGCUGAAGCGAGUGAGAGCAUGGCGGGCAGUGUAGCGGGCAGUGCCGCUGCGCAGAAAGCUGCUAAACUCCAGUCUCUGAAUGGGUUGUUCGCAAUUUACAAGAAAGCAGGACCGACGUCAGCUGAUGUCUUAAACACGCUGAAAGAAAAACUGUUACAAGAAGCUGGUCUGAAACAGAAUCCCAAGAAAAGAAAAAGGCAUAUUCUCAAGGUCGGGCAUGGAGGGACUCUGGACAACUCUGCUUCAGGAGUGCUGGUGGUUGGCAUCGGGAAAGGAACCAAGAUGCUGGGUAAUAUGCUGUCGGGUUCAAAGAAAUACACCACAGUUGGAGAAUUGGGGAAAGCCACCGACACAUUGGAUGCUACAGGAACUGGAACUGAAGAGAAGGCUUAUGAUCACAUAACAAAGGAUGAAUUUGAGGAAAGUUUGAAGAAAUACAUCGGAAACAUAAUGCAAGUUCCUCCAUUAUACUCUGCCCUGAAGAAAGAUGGACAGAGGCUUUCUGUGUUGCUGAAGAAAGGACAUGCAGUGGAAGCAAAGCCAGCAAGACCUGUUACAGUGUACAGCAUCUCGCUGCAGGAGUUCAAGCCUCCCCUCUUUACUCUCGAUGUUGAGUGCGGUGGAGGCUUUUACAUCAGGAGCUUGGUCAAUGACAUUGGUAAAGACCUUUCCACCUGUGCCCAUGUGAAGGAUUUGAUCAGAACCAAGCAGGGUCCUUUCACACUGCAAGAGCACGUGCUUCACGAGGACAAGUGGACCAUCGAUGCCAUCGCUCAGUCCAUACAGGACUGUAUGUGCCUCUUCCCAACGGAGCCAGACUCGAAGAGACUGAAGACAGACUUGGAUCAGCCCAGCAAAGACUCGCAAGCUGUUGAAGUGGAGUCCUGAGUUAAACUAUUGCCCUGGCAGUCCCAUACUGUGUUGAGUGAUUCUCGCUUGUUAGGGACCCUGCAGGCUCAUUAAAACUUAAUGAUAUUUCUCAUAUUUCACCAUUUUAAGUGUCUGAUUAGUAGCCUGCUGUUCUGUACAGCUUAGCUACUGUCCUUUGCAAUACUAUAAUUAGUCUUUUGGUAGGUAUUACUGUAAGCAGCAGAAUCUAUUAUUUGUAGCAGCUCCCAUCUAUAAUGCUAAAUUAAAGAUCCUAGAAAGUUAUACUUUUGUUUUUUUCUCUCCUUAAAGCAGAAUGAAAGGUAGCAAUGUAUUUAAAAGAUGUAUUGCUAUAGUGGAGUCUCAUUAAAGAUCUACACUGGCUGACUCAUUCUGUUUCAGCAGGUGCAGAAGCCUGACACAACUAUAAUAAUUAAAAACAAAGGUCAGUGUACAGUUUAACCAGGAUUUUGACUGUACACUUACACUGGAAAUGUUUCUUUAAAUAUUUUAAAUACAUUUUUAAAACCUACUGUGUGGGGAUAUAGAUUGUUCGGAACAUCAGUUUUUGCACCAGAAACAAGUAGAUAAACCCCAUGGAGGUAACGUUACUGGAGAUCCCAGCAAUGAUGUAGGCAAACUGAUUGAAAUGUGUCCAUCAGUCAGGCAGUGUGCCAAACUGAACAUGUCUUAGGCAUCCCUCAGAAGACAUGGUUUGCUCCUCAGUCUUUUCUGAGAUUCUCUACAAGGGGUCAUCCUCUGGUUUGAGAAAUGUAACCUUUUGAUGUUGCUUGACACAUUUACAGUUGGUGCAGGCAAGCUGGGGUUUGCUUUUCAGUCCGGCCGCCACAAAGAAGGUUUUCGAUGCAGUGAAGGGCAGUUCUGCAGAGAAGCUCUGUUUGUAUCUGUAACAUUAUCAAGGGAACCAAAAAAAAAAACUUGGAUCGACCAGACCGCAUAUAGCAGGGUUGUCCUGGAGGGCCAUUCCACUCUGGGUUUAACAAGGAAAAUGAUAGAAUGAACUACUGCAGGGUCUGGCUGGAGUGUAAUUGGUUCAAUUAAACAAUUCAAAACAAAGUUGGAGUAAAGACCAGGACUGGAAGGGCCAGUUUUAGCUAUGGCUGAUGUAUAGCGCAGCCAUUACAUACAGUACAUGCAUAUUCUUGGUGCUCUGCUAUUCUGUUUUGGCAGGAGAGCAAUGCAAAGCCAACACUACCGAGAGUAUAUUGUAUUGUUCUGUGAUCAGGGUGAUUGUUUCAGCUGUAAUGAGAUGUUACAGGCUUUGUUUUAUAGCUGCACAUGGAAGGGAGUAGUUUUGUGCAUAAUGAGGGGCUAUUAACUAUUCGCUUGUUUUAUUUUCAUACUGAUACUUAUUCAGAGGCGUGAGAAACAUGUAUGUGCAUUGUAUUUUAAUGUUUGUGUUUAAUGUGCUAUGCCUUGUAUCUCACUGUAUUUAAUGUAUUGUGCAUUGUUUCUCACUGUCUUGUAAAGCGCUUUGCACUAUGAAAGGCGCUAUAUAAAAUAAAGCUUGAUUGUUUGUUUGCCUUGCCUCCUUAUCACCAACUUUUGACUUCAGCAAGGAGUAACCUGUCCUCAUUAUUUGAACCCCUAAUAGUGAUCUCUGAUGACUGCAAAGCACCUGUGCUGUUCUGAAGCAGUUCUUCUUUCUUCAGAGUCGCUUAUAGUGGUUGUACUGUGAAUGAUCAUUUAGUUGUACGGUUUGUAAAGCUGACGGUUCUGUGUCCAGCUGAGAGUGUUUUAAUCCUGUGAGUUCUCUGGCUUUGGUCGGGAUAUUGUUAGUCUAAUUAUCCAGAGAAUCAGUCUGAUGCUCAUCUCUGAAUCCCUUCCUGUGGCUCUUAUUCUGUCAAACAGAAACUGUUUUACGUACCCUGUUUAAAAACUGGAUGGUGAUGUAAAGGAUCAUUUGACCACUGCCUGACAACAGAGGCUUUUAGCGCUGUAGAACGCCCAUCCUAAAAUAAGUAAUAGAAAAAACCUUUUUUUAGCAAAUUAAAAUGAAUACCCUUUAGGAGUUUCACCAAGUAAUUAUAGCUGUUAAGAAGAUGUUAAAAAUAUUAAAAUAAAAAUUAAAACCACA